AUGCAAGGUGCCACAUUUCUUUCUUUCUUUCUUUCUUUUUUCUUUCUUUCUUUCUUUCUUUUUUAUUUCUUUCUUUAUUUUUUAUUUCUUUCUUUCUUUAUUUUUUAUUUCUUUCUUUCUUUUUUCUUUCUUUCUUUUUUAUUUCUUUCUUUCUUUUUUCUUUCUUUCUUUCUUUUUUUUUCUUUCUUUCUUUUUUAUUUUUUUAUUUUUUCUUUCUUUCUUUCUUUCUUUCUUUUUUAUUUCUUUCUUUUUUCUUUCUUUCUUUCUUUUUUCUUUCUUUCUUUCUUUCUUUUUUUCUUUCACACUUACCUCUGUCCCGAAUUUCUUUUUUGCUUGUUCUUUUUCGUUUUUCCUUUAUCGUUUUUCUUUCUUUUUCCCGUCUUUCUUUCUUUCUUUCUUUCUUUCUUUCUUUUCUUUCUUUCUUUCUUUCUUUCUUUCUUUCUCCUCUUUUCUAUCUUUCUAUUUAUUUUCUUUCUUCUUUUCUUUUUAAUUUUUUUUCUUUUGCUUGUUCUGUCUUCGUUUUUCUAUCGAUUUUCUUCCUUUUUGUCUCCUAUGUUUCUGUCUUUUAUUUCUAUCAUUCCAUUUCUUUUCUUUUCUUUUCUUUCCUUUCCUUGUUUCUUUCUUUCUUUGUUGCUAUCUUUUCUUUUCUUUCUUGUUCUUCUAAAUUUUCUUUGUUUUCUUUUCUUAUAUUUCCCGUUCUUUCUUCCUUUUUUCUUCCUUUUCUUCUUUAUUUAUUUAUUUAUUUAUUUAUUUUUCUUCCUCUUUUUUUUUCUUUUCUCUAAUCGUUGUGUAUUCUUUUCCUUUUCAUCCUUCACAGCCGUCGGCACUCUCUUAAACUUGAUCCAACCUCCAUCCAUGUUCUAA
Messenger RNA from Acanthosepion pharaonis, 864 nucleotides. Lineage: Eukaryota; Metazoa; Mollusca; Cephalopoda; Sepiida; Sepiidae. The record is from the annotation of a GenBank genome assembly.